AUGGACAAACUUCUUUUUACCAACUUAGUACUGGUCUGGCUGUUGGGGGUGUUCGGAGGAGGAGUCCCCUGUUCCUCACGCCGUCCUCCCUGCACCACUUCCACCCCCCCCCCCCAGAGCUGCGUGCUGCUGAGCGGCGUGAGAAGCAGGGCCCCGGACCCGGGGCCCCCCCGCCCGCCGCCCGCCCCCCCCGCCGUGGCCGUCCUGGGCUCGGGCGACUUCUCCCGGUGCCUGAGCGUGCGGCUGCUGCGCUGCGGCUUCAGCGUGGUGGUGGGCAGCCGCCAGCCCAAAAUGGCCGCCCAUGCCUUCCCCCACGUGGUGGAUGUGACCCACUAUGAGGAUGCCGUGGGAAAAGCGGGAAUAGUGUUCUUGGCCAUCCGACGGGAGCACUACUCUGCUUUGUGGGACCUCAAGCAUUUAAUGGAAGGGAAAGUGGUGGUGGAUGUAAGCAACAACAGGAGGGUGAAUCAGUAUCCGGAGUCUAACGCCGAGUAUCUGGCCUCUCUGCUGCCAGAAGCCUUCGUGGUCAAAGGCUUCAACGUGAUCUCAGCCUGGGCCAUGCAGCAGAGCUACCGCCUCGAUGCCAGCACACAGGUGUUCAUAUGCAGCGACUCGGUGGAGGCCCGGCUGCAGAUUAUGGAAUUAGCCCGCCAGCUCCACUUCCAGCCCGUGGACAUGGGCGCCUUGUCUUCUUCCCGUGAGAUCGAGAACAUCCCCAUCCAGUUAUUUCCGGGUUGGAAGGGCCCCGUCCUCGCUGCCGUGGCCCUGUCCAUCUUCUUCUUUGCUUACUCUUUUAUAAGGGAUAUCAUCCACCCCUAUGUCAGAUACAAGCAAAGUGACUUCUACAAGAUCCCCAUAGAGAUAGUCAACCGGACGCUGCCCACUGUGGCCAUCACCCUCCUGGCCCUGGUGUACCUGGCCGGUCAGUUGGCGGCCGCCCACCAGCUCUACUACGGAACCAAAUACAAACAUUUCCCGCACUGGCUGGAAGGCUGGCUCCAGAGCAGAAAACAGCUCGGCCUAAUCAGCUUUUUCCUGGCCGCCGUCCACGUUCUCUACAGCCUCUGUCUCCCCCUCAGGAGGUCAGAACGGUACCUGCUGCUCAACACCGCCUACCAGCAGAUCCAUGCCAAUGUGGAGAAUGUGUGGAAUGAAGAAGAAGUGUGGAGGGUGGAGAUGUACGUUUCCUUUGGGGUGAUGAGCUUUGGGCUCCUGUCUCUGCUGGCCAUCACCUCCAUUCCUUCCAUCAACAGCUCACUCAACUGGAGGGAAUUCAGCUUUAUACAGUCCACCCUGGGUUACGUGGCCCUCCUCAUAGCCACCCUCCACGGCCUGCUGUUUGGCUGGAAGCGGGCCCUGGAGGAGGAGGCCUACCGGUUCUACCUGCCCCCCAGCUUCGUGGUGUCCCUGGCCCUGCCGGUGGUGGUGAUCCUGGGGAAGGGGCUGAUGCUGCUCCCCUGUUUGGCCUGCAAGCUCCACCAGAUCCGCAAGGGGCUGGACAGCAGCCGGCACCAGUGCCAGCGCCUGGAGCCGGUGGGGUCAGCGGCCAAUAUCUCCCCCGAAAGAGUCACCAUCAUGUGAUCGUUGGUUUCACAAAAUCAAAUUAGCACUGUUCAUGUUUGCCCCUGUCGUCUCUGCUGUGAACGGUUUUUGCUGUGCUCGUGUGGCUGUUACUAUUCACUGUAUCUCCUCGUAAAAUGUCACGUUUUAAUGUUCCGCCCCUUAAAAACAGUGACACCGUUGUCCGAUUGAUUUCAUUUGAGUUAACAAGAACUCUGCUGCUGUGUGUCUGUUCAUGAGUUGUGGGGGAAAGAAAAUAAGUUAACCUGAAGUGGUUGUGUUUUUGUGAGAAAAAAAAAAGGUUUCAUGUUCUAUUGCCAAAGAAUCCUUUGUUGGAAAUGUGAAUAAAAUGUUUUAAUGAA
This is a messenger RNA of Menidia menidia (Atlantic silverside), 1922 nucleotides long. The record is from the annotation of a GenBank genome assembly. Lineage: Eukaryota; Metazoa; Chordata; Actinopteri; Atheriniformes; Atherinopsidae.